AUUUUACCUUUUCCGGGAGUCUCCAGCGAGCCCUCAUCUGUGUCAGGAGCGCAGUGUAGGCAGGAGUUCCAAGCAGACUCAGUCACACCAAGUUUCUGUCUUUUGGAAGUGGGAGAGGUUUUCCUGGGUGUAUUUUUUUUUUUUUUUUGAGGCAGUUUUAAUUGCUUUGAAUAAAUACUCCCUUAAGUGGCUAAACAUAGGAAGAAGAGAAAGAACACGUCGGUUGUUAAAGCAAGGGAGGAAGAGAGACCUGCCCUAUAGGUUGACUCCGAGAAAUUACAAUAUAUAUAUAAGCCAGAGUAUUUUAAUAAAUCCCUAAAAUGUCGAGAUUUGUACAAGAUCUUAGUAAAGCAAUGUCUCAGGAUGGUGCUUCCCAGUUCCAAGAAGUCAUUAGACAAGAGCUAGAAUUAUCUGUGAAGAAGGAACUAGAAAAAAUACUUACCACAGCACCAUCACAUGAGUUUGAGCACACUAAAAAAGACCUUGAUGGAUUUCGGAAGCUAUUUCAUAGAUUUUUGCAAGAAAAGGGACCUUCUGUGGAUUGGGGAAAAAUCCAGAGACCUCCGGAAGAUUCAAUUCAACCUUAUGAAAAGAUAAAGGCCAGGGGCUUACCUGAUAAUAUAUCUUCUGUGCUGAACAAGCUGGUGGUGGUGAAACUCAAUGGCGGUUUGGGAACCAGCAUGGGCUGCAAAGGCCCGAAAAGUCUGAUUGGUGUGAGGAAUGAGAAUACCUUUCUGGAUCUGACCGUUCAGCAAAUUGAACACUUGAACAAAUCCUACAAUACAGAUGUUCCUCUUGUUCUAAUGAACUCUUUUAACACGGAUGAAGAUACAAAAAAAAUACUACAGAAGUACAAUCAUUGUCGUGUGAAAAUCUACACUUUUAAUCAAAGCAGGUACCCAAGGAUUAAUAAAGAAUCUUUACUGCCUGUAGCAAAGGAUGUAUCGUACUCAGGGGAAAAUACAGAAGCUUGGUACCCUCCAGGUCAUGGUGAUAUUUACGCCAGUUUCUACAACUCUGGUUUGCUCGAUACCUUUAUAGAAGAAGGCAAAGAGUAUAUUUUUGUGUCGAACAUAGAUAAUUUGGGUGCCACAGUGGAUCUUUAUAUUCUUAAUCAUCUAAUGAACCCACCCAAUGGAAAACCCUGCGAAUUUGUCAUGGAAGUCACAAACAAAACACGUGCAGAUGUAAAGGGUGGGACACUUACUCAGUAUGAAGGCAAACUGAGACUAGUGGAAAUAGCUCAAGUGCCAAAAGCACACGUUGAUGAGUUCAAGUCUGUAUCAAAAUUCAAAAUAUUUAACACAAACAAUCUAUGGAUCUCUCUUGCAGCAGUUAAAAGACUGCAGGAGCGGAAUGCUAUUGACAUGGAAAUCAUUGUGAAUCCAAAGACUUUGGAUGGAGGCCUGAACGUUAUUCAGUUAGAAACUGCCGUAGGGGCUGCCAUUAAAAGUUUCGAGAACUCUCUAGGUAUUAAUGUUCCUAGGAGCCGUUUUCUGCCUGUCAAAACUACGUCAGAUCUCUUGCUUGUGAUGUCAAACCUCUAUAGCCUUAAUGCAGGAUCUUUGACAAUGAGUGAAAAGAGGGAAUUUCCUACAGUGCCCUUGGUUAAAUUAGGCAGUUCUUUUACAAAGGUUCAGGAUUAUCUAAGGAGAUUUGAAAGUAUACCAGAUAUGCUUGAAUUGGAUCACCUCACAGUUUCAGGAGACGUGACAUUUGGCAAGCAUGUUUCAUUAAAGGGAACAGUUAUCAUCAUCGCAAACCAUGGUGACCGAAUUGACAUCCCACCUGGAGCAGUAUUAGAAAACAAGAUUGUAUCUGGGAACCUUCGUAUCUUGGACCACUGAAAUGAAAAAUACUGUGUACACUUUAUACCAAUUAUGGGCUAAACAGUUUCCUACAAUGAAAUAUACUCUAGGAUUCUAAAAUAGGCAGGUACUUUACUAUGUUACUGUACCCUGCAGUGUUAAUUUUUAAAAUAGAGUUUUCUGCAGUAUGCUUUUAGUCUAAGAAAAGCACAGAUGGAAGCAAUACUUUCUUCUUUGAAGAGGAUCCUACAAGUUAGUUCAUCUUAAAGUGCAAUAUUGUUUAAUCUUAAAACUGGGGCAAGCUCUGCUGGAAAAUCUUUUAACAGAGGCCUCAAUGAUGGUCACUUUGACUUGCUUGUGAUUUCAAAAAUAAAGCUGUUAAGCAAUACAUGUGUACACAUACUUUUCAAUGCUAACUUGAUAAAAUGGUGAAGAAAAAUGGUUUACUCUUGCUAAACAGUUACUAAAUCAGUUGGAAGAUUUGCUCUUGGAAUAUUUAAGUACUCACUGGCCAGUUACCUAACAAAUCCAGGUUUUGCAAUCUAAGAAUCUUAAUCUUAACCACAUCAUUAUUUCCACAGGAAUUAAAUUUGAAGGUAUUUAGUACCUUUCAUCUAGUUCUAAAGCUGGGAUGCCUGCCAUGCUUUCCACAGACUCUCCAUUUAUUGAAACAAAGUGGUGUUUCUUUUCCCAGCUGAAGGGGUGGGGUGGGUAGAGGUAGGGCAUUUCUUUCACAUCUUUGUUCUCUAGUAUAGUGGGGUGGGCGUAUAACUUUAUAAAAAGUUCCCUUUCCUUGAAGCUUCAUUUCUUGAAGCUUGCUUAUUGUCACUGAAAAAUGUUUAUGAAUAUCCUUUUAAAUCAAGUCUGCUGGUAGUUUAAUUUGUGGCUUUUUUCUAAGAAUCAAUUACAUUUUCCAAUUCUUCCAUACUUGUUUUUGAGUAGGCUGCUUGUUUAAUUUAAAGUUUACUGUAUACUAUUAAAAAAAGUUGUCUUUUAAAGUCUGGUAAUUUUUUACAGCUUUAUUUUAGACAGACAGUUUAAGAACCAAUGACAUACCUCUAUAAUGAUAAAGAAAACAGGCUUUCCUUUUAGGAAACUGAAGAGCACAAAAUAAGACUAUUUCAUUGUACAUCAUCACCACAAGGUUAGGCACUCUGACAGGGUUAGGCAAGAUUCCCGGUGUGAGGUGAGGCACAGGCACUUUCAUUUGUAGAGUGCUGCUGAUUCUAAUUUUGAAGGUAGGUGUUAUAAAAGUCAUUAAAUAACUUACUCAUCACCUUAUAUUUCUGGCCCCAACACAGCAGCCUACAUUUUAAAAGUUCUAUUUCUCCCUGGUCUUUGUUCACAUACACAUCGAAAGUAAGUUAGAAACAAGAAACUAAGGGGGCCAUACUUAUGUUAUCUAAAUGUUAAAAUGAGAACUCAUAAGUAGGCAGAAUAUAUGAAAAUGUAUUCUUACCUCUGCUAGAA
Molecule: messenger RNA, 3278 nt
Organism: Ceratotherium simum simum (southern white rhinoceros)
Lineage: Eukaryota; Metazoa; Chordata; Mammalia; Perissodactyla; Rhinocerotidae
Gene: UGP2
Product: UDP-glucose pyrophosphorylase 2
Biological process (GO): UDP-alpha-D-glucose metabolic process
Molecular function (GO): UTP:glucose-1-phosphate uridylyltransferase activity
Source: RefSeq, a predicted model, not a curated record